AUGAGCAAACAUCCAAUUUAGAAUUAUUAAAUCUUAAAGACUUUAGGCAAAGUAAUAAAUUUAUAUUUAUAUAAAAGGGUACAUUUGCUACUGUCUAUUAAGCUCAACAUAUAAAAAACUAAAGAAAUAGUUGCUAUUAAAUAAAUUGA
Messenger RNA from Paramecium primaurelia, 149 nucleotides. Lineage: Eukaryota; Ciliophora; Oligohymenophorea; Peniculida; Parameciidae. The record is from the annotation of a GenBank genome assembly.